GACGCCGCGGCCGUCCGCCGCCCGGGAUCUGUUCGCUGUGUUUUUUGCUUUCUCCAUUCUUCCUUAAAAAAGAAAAAAAAAAAGCAAAACAAAACCAGCCAGCCAGCCAACCAAGACUCCGGUUUGUUGAUCGCCUUUUUUUUUUUUUUUCACCGUUUGCGGGAUUUGCAAACCGAGUUACAUGCAUGUCCAGUGGGGGCAGGUUUAAUUUUGACGAUGGAGGGUCCUACUGUGGAGGCUGGGAGGACGGCAAGGCGCACGGCCAUGGCGUCUGCACCGGCCCCAAGGGCCAAGGCGAAUACACCGGCUCGUGGAGCCACGGCUUCGAGGUACUGGGCGUCUACACCUGGCCCAGCGGCAACACGUACCAGGGCACUUGGGCGCAGGGCAAGCGCCACGGCAUCGGCCUGGAGAGCAAGGGGAAGUGGGUGUACAAGGGCGAGUGGACGCACGGAUUUAAGGGGCGCUACGGGGUGCGGGAGUGCACGGGCAACGGGGCCAAGUACGAAGGGACCUGGAGCAACGGGCUGCAGGACGGCUACGGCACGGAGACCUACUCCGAUGGAGGGACCUACCAGGGCCAGUGGGUCGGCGGCAUGCGCCAGGGCUACGGCGUGCGGCAGAGUGUCCCCUACGGCAUGGCGGCGGUCAUCCGCUCGCCCCUGAGGACCUCCAUCAACUCCCUGCGCAGCGAGCACACCAAUGGCGCGGCGCUUCACCCCGACGCCUCCCCCGCCGUGGCCGGCAGCCCCGCCGUGUCCCGUGGGGGCUUCGUGCUGGUGGCGCACAGCGACUCCGAGAUCCUCAAGAGCAAGAAGAAAGGGCUGUUCCGGCGCUCGCUGCUGAGCGGGCUGAAGCUGCGCAAGUCGGAGUCCAAGAGCAGCCUGGCCAGCCAGCGCAGCAAGCAGAGCUCCUUCCGCAGCGAGGCCGGCAUGAGCUCGGUCAGCUCCACGGCCAGCGACAUCCACUCCACCAUCAGCCUGGGCGAGGGCGAGGCCGAGCUGUCGGCCAUCGAGGACGACAUCGACGCCACCACCACCGAGACCUACGUGGGCGAGUGGAAGAGCGACAAGCGCUCGGGCUUCGGCGUGAGCCAGCGCUCGGAUGGGCUCAAGUACGAGGGCGAGUGGGCAGGCAACCGGCGGCACGGCUACGGCUGCAUGACCUUCCCGGACGGCACGAAGGAGGAGGGCAAGUACAAGCAGAACAUCCUCGUGAGCGGCAAGCGCAAGAACCUCAUCCCGCUGCGCGCCAGCAAGAUCCGCGAGAAGGUGGACCGGGCCGUGGAGGCGGCCGAGCGGGCGGCCACCAUCGCCAAGCAGAAGGCGGAGAUCGCGGCCUCCAGGACUUCUCACUCCCGGGCCAAGGCGGAGGCAGCCCUCACCGCGGCCCAGAAGGCCCAGGAGGAGGCGCGCAUCGCCCGGAUCACUGCCAAAGAGUUCUCCCCUUCCUUCCAGCACCGGGAAAACGGGCUCGAGUACCAGCGGCCGAAGCAUCAGCUUUCGAGCGACGACAUCGAGGUGACCUCCACGGGGACGCCCCCGCAGCAGGAGAGCCCCGAGCUGUACCGCAAGGGCACCACCCCCUCGGACCUGACCCCCGACGACAGCCCCCUGCAGAGCUUCCCCGCCAGCCCCACGGCCACCCCACCCCCGGCCCCCGCCGCGAGGAACAAGGUGGCCCACUUCUCCCGGCAGGUCUCGGUGGACGAGGAGCGGGGCGGGGACAUCCAGAUGCUGCUGGAGGGCAGGGGAGGGGACUACACCCGCAACAGCUGGGCCGAGGAGAAGGCCGGGGCCUCCCGCGGCGUCCGCAGCGGCGUCCUCCGCAGCGGCCAGCCGGCGGAUGACUUCCGCACCCGGGGCGCGGGCCACAAGCAGUCCGGCAACCCCAAGCCCCGGGAGCGGCGGACGGAGUCCCCCACCACUUUCUCCUGGACUUCCCACCACCGGGCCGGCAACCCCGGCCCCGGGGGCCCCAAGCUGCUGGAGCUGGACGAGGAGAAACUGAGCAACUACGAGAUGGAGAUGAAGCCCCUGCUGAGGAUGGACUCGUACACACAAGACGUGCACCCUCCGAAAAGACGCUACAGCAAGGGGGGCGCCUGCCGGGGCCCCGGGGAGGACCACCGCCCGGAGGACCGGGCCUUCGGGGCCCAGAGACUGCGGUCCAAGUCCCAGAACAAGGAGCACGCCAGGCCAGCCCCCUGCGCGGAGCCCGCAGUGCAGAGGCUGGAGAGCCUGAGGCUGGGGGACCGCGCAGAGCCGCGGCUGCUGCGCUGGGACUUGACCUUCUCCCCGCCCCAGAGGUCCUCGCCCGUGGCGCUGGAGUCUGACGAUGAGAACGGGGACGAGCUCAAGGCCAGCACGGGCUCUGCGCCGAUCCUGGUUGCCAUGGUGAUCUUGCUAAACAUCGGAGUCGCCAUUUUGUUUAUUAACUUUUUCAUCUGAGGAGAUUGUCACGUUCGGAAAAAACAGUUGGGGUACAAACAGGAGACGUUUCAAAGCAAACAACAAAAGGGAAGGCUCGUCGCUUGGACACCCAAUGACAACUUCCGAGUCUUUUCACAGAACCACACGAUUGGGUAUUACUCACAGUUUGCCUUUUUUUCUGGGUAAUGUUUUUUGGAUUUUAGCCACAGUUCCUUGCUUGUAUAACACUUUGCUGUGUGGCAUGGCAGAAGGAGGCCAGCACGCCGACCCUCCAGCUUGACAUGGAAAGAAAAGGGAUCCCGGCAAGUCCGCGGCAAAAAAAAAAAAAAAAUCGUCGUCGU
Messenger RNA from Budorcas taxicolor (takin), 2773 nucleotides. It is a transcript of the gene JPH3, whose product is annotated as junctophilin 3. Gene Ontology annotation, cellular component: endoplasmic reticulum membrane; junctional membrane complex; plasma membrane. Gene Ontology annotation, biological process: regulation of synaptic plasticity. Bases 186 to 2450 code for a protein of 754 amino acids. The record is from RefSeq and is a predicted model, not a curated record. Lineage: Eukaryota; Metazoa; Chordata; Mammalia; Artiodactyla; Bovidae. The transcript has 5 exons.